Messenger RNA from Cladophialophora yegresii CBS 114405, 324 nucleotides. RefSeq lists its product as uncharacterized. The record is from RefSeq and is a predicted model, not a curated record. The coding region runs from base 1 to 324 and encodes 107 amino acids. The transcript is spliced from 2 exons. Lineage: Eukaryota; Fungi; Ascomycota; Eurotiomycetes; Chaetothyriales; Herpotrichiellaceae.
AUGCAAAUUGCCGCAUUCCUUUCAGAUCUCAAAUCCCUGACCAUCUGCUCACAUGAGGCUGCAACCGCUCUUGUCAAACCACCGGCGCCUACCGGAGCGGAAGAAACAGAAACAACGGCAACAGAGAAGGCAGAGGACGUGCAGGCACACUCGUCAGGACGCGAUACUCGAGGCGACGACCAGGACCUUCAACGUGCCAACGAAUUGUUAUCACUGCACUACGGGGUCAAACUGAAAUAUCUUGAGACAGGCCCGGAUCCAGAGUUGGAGCAAGCGGGAAGGGCUGUAGACGAAGUUCUGGCGUCUUUGAGGACGUCUCGAUGA